AUGGUUCGUUACACUGACAUCAGAGCAUCUAACACACUCAUCAAUGACUCGACAGCUCCGCGCAUCGCCGUCUUCGUCGGAGGUACAGCGGGCAUCGGCCAAUUGACGAUCAAAGCUCUUGUCGCGACUGGUGCAAGCGUCCGGAUCUAUCUCAUUGGACGCAAGAGUUCCAACGACCGGGCGCAUGUCUUUAUGAAAGAAUUGCAAUCUACCAACCCCAACGCGGAGGUCAUCUGGAUCGAAGGCGAGGUCUCCCUUCUGACAGACGCCAAGAGAGUGUGCGAAGUCAUUAAGAGCAGAGAGAAACAUGUCGAUUUGCUCUUCCUUACCACGGGCUAUGCGCCCUUUGGGCCGCGCGAGGAGACGGCCGAGGGCAUCGAGAUCACGCUGAGCUUGGGCUAUUUCUCGCGGAUGAUGUUUGUCUUGCAGCUUCUCCCAUUGCUCCGACAGGCUGAGGCGGCAAGGGUGGUCAGCGUGCUGGGCGGUGGUCUGAUGGAGAGGCCGACCAGCAUUGACCUGGACGAUCUGGCUUUGGAAAAGCCUGGGAGAUUUGGACCGAUCAAGUCUCAGAUGCUGUCCGCCACUAUGAACACGGCGACGCUGGAUAAAUUAGCGGCGGACAGCCCUGGUGUGACUUUUAUCCAUUCUUACCCUGGUUGGGUGGACACGGGGAAUGUUAGGAGAGGCUUCGAGCCAAAUUCUUGGAAGGCCUGGGUCGCAUGGCUUUUCCUAGAGCCUCUGAUUUACCUCUUCUCUUUCAGUGACAAAGAGUCUGGUCAGCGGCACCUAUUCCUGAGUACCAGCGCAUAUUACGGAGGUCGAGGGGUGCCGUGGAUGGGCAAGGCUGGCGUGAACACAUCCGGGAAACCAAUGAAUGGUCUGUUUCUCGCCAACUACAGGAACGACUGUACGCUGAAUGCAGGCGUCUUAUCGGUCUUGCGAGAGAAGUCCACGGAAAUGAUCUGGAAACACACGCAGGAGGUUCUUCAACCGUAUUUGUAA
Emericellopsis cladophorae is the source of this 1002-nucleotide messenger RNA. RefSeq lists its product as uncharacterized. Bases 1 to 1002 code for a protein of 333 amino acids. NCBI's taxonomy places the organism in Eukaryota, Fungi, Ascomycota, Sordariomycetes, Hypocreales, Bionectriaceae. The transcript has a single exon. Gene Ontology annotation, biological process: secondary metabolic process. The record is from RefSeq and is a predicted model, not a curated record.